Arachis duranensis is the source of this 1479-nucleotide messenger RNA. Its product is annotated as UDP-glycosyltransferase 87A2. The transcript has 4 exons. The coding region runs from base 1 to 1479 and encodes 492 amino acids. The record is from RefSeq and is a predicted model, not a curated record. Gene Ontology annotation, molecular function: UDP-glycosyltransferase activity. Lineage: Eukaryota; Viridiplantae; Streptophyta; Magnoliopsida; Fabales; Fabaceae.
AUGGUGUACCAUAUUGUGGCUGUGCCAUACCCUGGCAGAGGCCAUGUGAAUCCCAUGAUGAACCUCUGCAAAUCCUUAUUAAUUUCUUCAAGAAAUCAGAUUCUCAUCACCUUUGUUGUGACACAAGAAUGGCAAACCUUAAUCAACAAGAACACCAAUCAUGCUCAUGCUGAUAGCAUUAGAAUCUGUACCAUUCCAAACGUUCUGCCAUCAGAGGAAGUUCGCGGCAACGACUUCCCAGGAUUCUAUGAAGCAGUGAUGACAAAGAUGGAAGAACCCUUUGAGGCAGUGAUUGAUGAGAUUAAUGGCAAUGUGAAUGUGGAUCUCAUCAUUGCUGACACUGAGCUUCUUUGGGCUCAUGCUGUUGCCACUCGUAGAUUGCUUCCUUUGGCUUUGCUUUGGACUGCUUCUGCUUCAGUCUUCUCCAUGUUUCUUCAUCAUCAACUCUUUCUGGAAAAUCACUCUUUCGGGAAUGGAGAAAAACGUGUAGAUUACAUCCCUGGCGUUUCCCCAUUAAGGAUAUCAGAUUUGCCUUCAAUUUUCCAUGACAAGAAUGGAAAAGUGUUGCAACUAUACUUGCAAUGCAUAUCAAAGGUCCAAUAUGCAAAAUACCUUCUUUUCAAUUCAAUCUAUGAGAUUGAACCAAAUGCAAUAGACACUCUAAAAUCCAAAUACUCCUUCCCACUCUACACAAUUGGCCCUUUAAUUCCAUUCUAUGAAGCAACCAACAAUGAACACAUCAAUUACAUGCAGUGGCUUGAUUCUCAGCCAAAAGGGUCUGUUCUAUACAUAUCCUUAGGAAGUUAUCUUUCAAUUUCAAAGGAGCAAAUGGAAGAACUUGUUGUUGGGUUAUGUGAUAGUGGUGUGAGAUUCUUGAUGGUGUACCGUGGACCAAACAAAACACUCUUAAGUCAAAAUAGUAACAGUGGUUUAUUUGUGCCUUGGUGUGACCAAUUGAGGGUGUUGUCACAUAACUCUAUAGGUGGUUUUUUGUCACAUUGUGGUUGGAAUUCAGUGUUGGAAGCUAUGUUUUGUGGUGUUCCUGUUCUAACUUUUCCAAUUUCUAUUGAUCAAGUUCCUAAUAGUAAGCAAAUUGUUGAGGAUUGGAAGGUUGGUGUUCAGAUGAAAGAAAGAUUAGGGACUAAUAACAAAGAAAAUGAUGUUGUGAUGAGAAAAGAAAUUGCUAGGAUUGUAAAAGGUGAUGGGGAUUCGAAAUUUACCAUAUACAUACAUCACAGUGGCAAGUUUCAUGAUAUAGGAAAUGUGCUAGAAUAUUUGGGGGGAAGGGUUAUUAGUGUCACAGACUGUGAAGCAUUGCUCGGGUGUAUUGUUGAUGGCUGCAAGAAAGGUAAUGGUGUUGAGAUAUGUUUGAAUGAUAAGGAUUAUGUUCCAACUGAAACUGAGUACAGUGGCCGUGGUUUCGUAGAAGUAGAAGUUGAAGGUGAAUCAGAGGCAUCUAGUGAGGAGUAUAGAAUUUGA